Molecule: messenger RNA, 2502 nt
Organism: Mesorhabditis spiculigera
Lineage: Eukaryota; Metazoa; Nematoda; Chromadorea; Rhabditida; Rhabditidae
Source: the annotation of a GenBank genome assembly
AUGUCGGUCGACAAGGAGAACAUCUGGCUCGCCAAUCUUGGAAUCAACCCGCAGGGCGAUGAUACUUAUGAUGAGGAGCUUCCCCGAGGCACAAACUCCCUCGGUCUGCCGUUGAUCAAGCAAGCACGAGCCGGUGAGAUCUUCCACGUCCUGGAGGAGCAUCAAAACAAGCCAGACGGCAGCCAGACCGAGAUCGAACGUGACAUGUCACUCCUCUCCGUCCUCCACGACUACAACAAGACCAACUACCAGCUCAACCCAGUCUUUGUCAACCAGGACGACUAUAACGCGUAUUAUGGCGGAAUUUCCAAUGGAAUCCUAUGGCCAGCGCUUCAUAAUCUGCCGCAAUAUAUCGUCCAGGACUACGAUGAUCCUCAGGUCCUUGACGAGCACUGGUGCUCCUAUGUUCGCGUCAACUACCAGUUUGCCAUUAAUGCAGCCAGGAACAGUCGGCCGCAAGAUUUUAUCUGGAUUCACGACUACCAUCUGAUGCUCGUUGGCCAAAUGAUGAGGUCGUUGGACUCGACCUUAGAGGUCGGCUUCUUCCUCCACAUCCCCUUCCAACCCCCAGAAGACUUCAUGACUAAGUACAAGACCGUUGGGAUGCCAAUUUUGAGGGCUAUUUUGAGAUUUAAGAAGGUCGGCUUCCAAACCGAUCGGGACCGCAGGAAAUAUAUUGCCCUGGUCGAGCAAUACAUCCCAAGGGCCCGAAUUCAGUACGAGGAGACUGUCGACAUCUUUAAUAUAAAUUACGAGGCCAACUCCUCAUGCUCCCUGGGAGUCUUUCCGGUGUCGAUCAAAAAUGAGGAUUUCCUCAGCAUUGCCACCAAUGAUCAGACCAAGAUUUUGGCGAUCGAUAUCCGGAAAGAGGAUGUUCUGUACCAAGUUGCAGUUACGAAUCGACGUACCGUCGAUUCAUAUCGAAAGUACCAAGACACCUGCUUGGAGAUGGCCGACGCUAUCAACAAGGAUAUUGUCUGCAAGGACAACGAGGACUGGAAGCCGAUCAUUUUCGAUACGGAUGGACUUCCAAGGGCUAAAUUGAUUGCGCAUUACUUGGCGAUGGAUAUUGGUGUUGUUACGCCCUCAAAAGAUGGCAUGAACCUCGUGGCCAAGGAGAUGUUGAUCUGCAACCCGGAGGCUGGGUUGAUUUUGUCUUCAGGCGCCGGAACCGACGUCCAGCUUGGCAACGCCGGUUUCUACACUGAAGAAUCACGCUGCUACCACCGCAUCAGCGACAUCGCCAAUGUCGAGGAGUUCGCCGAAGCGUUCUACGCGGCUGCGAUGGAGGAGAAGGAAGACAAAAACUCGCUGGAAAACUCGUGCAAACCCGCCGGAACUACCCAUCUGACCCUGCAGACCGAUGCGGAAGACGGGGAAGUGCUUUCGAUAAAAUACGACAUCCACGACGAGCUGUCGGAGCUGCAUAAGGACUUGGCAUUCCUGCAGUUUAUCCAGAGCGACGAUACUCAUAAUGUCGAAAGCUUUGUUGAGACGCUAAGUGGCUUCCACCCGGAUGGUCCGGCCAUAUUCCACGAAGAAGUGGCGAGGGCGGUGGAGUUGUUGAAUGAGGGCGACCACUUCCAACACUUCUUCACCGAUCGCGACGGCACCCUGAAGAGCUACUCCUGUUCCUACCCCACAUCCGUCCAACCCGCCUACUCGGCCGUCAUCCAGGCCCAGUUUGCCCGGAAAUGCGCCCAAGUGUGCGCGAUCGUCACCACGAGUCCGUUGGUGCACAUCGGAAUCUUGAACAUGCUGACGUUGCCUGAAGGCUACUACGCAUAUGGCGCAUCGGCAGGUCGUGAAUGGUACAUUAACCCGGCGCUCCAGUUUAAGGACGACAGCCUCAGCGAUGAGGACCUGAACUUGUUGAAUUUGGCUUUUGAGAAAGUUGAAGACCUCCUCGCCAAACCCCAAUUCCGGAAUUUCACCUGGAUCGGCUCUGGCCUUCAAAAGCAUUAUGGUCACAUCACGAUCGCCCGGCAAAACCAGGAGAAGAGCAUGCAUCGGGUUCUCGGGAAUCUGCUGUCUGCCGAGGUCCAAAAAAUCGUCAAGGAGCUUGAUCCGGAUGGUAGCAGCCUGGUGUUGAAGGAUGGCGAGUUCGAGAUCAAGAUUUAUACCAGGACCUUUGAUAGUGAGAUGAACAUCGAUGGUAAAAUCUUCAACAAGGGUCAUGGCGUCCGGCUUCUAAAGAAAAAGCUGAACCUCAAAAUGCAGAUAGGAAACAUUCUGGUCUGUGGCGACUCGGAGAACGACCUGCCAAUGUUGGAGGAGUGCCUGGAAGAAGCGAAAGAUCGGGUUUAUACGCUUUGGGUCACGAGGAGCAAGCCAUUAAAGGAGAAGGUCAGCAAGCUGUGCGCACAGUACGGCAAUUCGCACGUCGGCUUCGUUUCUUGCCCUGGGGUCCUGCUCGGCGCUAUGGCCCAAGCGACCGUCCGUGUAUUCAAUAUGCGUCCCAUCAGUGGUGAAGAAGAUACUGCCGCCUUCGAGGAUGAGCUA